Messenger RNA from Somion occarium, 935 nucleotides. The record is from the annotation of a GenBank genome assembly. Lineage: Eukaryota; Fungi; Basidiomycota; Agaricomycetes; Polyporales; Cerrenaceae.
AACCAGUUGUCAUGAACAUCAAGUUUGAAUAACCAUUUAUAGCACUUAGUGAUACAACUUGAAACACGUUGCUUUCGACUGUCACAUUGCGCGUAGUAAGUUCGAUUGCCUGCAGGAUGAUGCGUCGUCUUUCGAUACGAGGGUAUCAUGUCGGCUACCUGAGCAGGCGAAACCAUCACCUUCAAGUUAUCAUCCCAGUUUUUCUUUUUCGAGAUUCAUUUCCGCAGAGCAGCAACAAAGCGUUCAAUCGCUCCACCGACGAUCGUCAUGAGGAAUCUAGUCUACUGCCUCCACCUCGGCCCGCCUCAGGCAGAUCGGUCUACCUAGUCGGCGAGUUAUCAAGUUCAUCUACGCCACAAGCCCAACUCUCUAUUAUACGUUGUAAGGGCCUCGCACGUUGCAACAGUGUUGUCUUCAGAAUUAUGAAAGAGUCGUUGGUGCUCUGCGUUGGCCUGACUACGCCUCGAUUUCCUCUUUCAUCAUUUGUGGAAAGUCUUGUGGUUUACUAUGUCAACAGUUCUGUGAUGCUUUAUUCUGAGGUCCUUUCAAUAGCCGACGACGCCUAGUUUGCGUUACUAUUACGAGCCACCAUUCUAGGACUUUGCAUCGUUCACUGACAUCAUGUCGGUGCCGUUGAAUCCUCCUAUAUGUCAUUUUAAGCCUACGAUCCAUUUAAUCCCCUGGCAUUUGUAUGUCAGGCGCUAAAUGGAUGUGAAGACCUUGUCCCGUUCUCAGACGCUAGGAUCACACUACAAACGCCACAGUCAAUUGAUUCUAUUAUCGCCGCUGCUCGCCCAAAACUCUUCACAAUAACCGAUCACCGCGUUCCCUGCAUAAAUACGUUAGUCACAAACACAGGUCAUGAUGGUGACAUUGCCUUCGCACACUUCUGGAAUUCUUGGCACCAAUUCAUCGAACAAAGCUCUCUCCGCUGU